Capsicum annuum is the source of this 3147-nucleotide messenger RNA. Its product is annotated as protein ANTI-SILENCING 1. Gene Ontology annotation, molecular function: chromatin binding; RNA binding. The transcript has 14 exons. The record is from RefSeq and is a predicted model, not a curated record. NCBI's taxonomy places the organism in Eukaryota, Viridiplantae, Streptophyta, Magnoliopsida, Solanales, Solanaceae. The coding region runs from base 341 to 2485 and encodes 714 amino acids.
GGAAUUACUAGUUACAUCUAGUAUAUAAAUGGGUUUACGGGUUUGAGUUUUGAAGAGAGGUGCACAGCGCGCAAUGAACACUCCCAAUCAUCCCUAAAACCCUCGCGAUUUUAGUGUUUGGAUUGGCGUAUAUUUAGCUGUUUUUGGAUUUUAAGUGCUUUUUAGUUUUUGGAGGUGUUUGGCAAAGGUUCAGCUGCAAAAGAAUUAGCAACUUGGUGAAACCUCUUAAUAAACGUCAUCUUAGUGAAGCGGUCACUAUAGGAUCGUCAAGGGCGAAAUCUGUGUGGUAAAAUAGAGGCCUUGAUAGGAAGAGGAAGCAGGUCUGUGAGUAGAGACAAUUAUGGCCUUGGUUGAAGCAGUUAAAGCAGAACCUUUAAAAGUGCUAGAAAAUGAUGAGGAAGUUGAAUUUGUCUGGGGUAGAAAGAGAGGUCUUGGUGGUAAAAGAAAGGAGGUACAGUUUUAUGAAUCUUUUACCUAUGAUGGCAUGGAAUAUGCUCUAUAUGACUGUGUAUACAUGCACAAGGAAGGUGAACUUCCUUACAUUGGUAAGAUCAUAAAAAUAUGGGAAAAUCCAGACAAGUCUAGGAAGAUAAAGAUUCACUGGUUUUUCCGUCCAUCAGAGAUCUUGUAUCACCUGAAAGAUGUACAGGUAGCUGAGAAUGAAGUGUUUCUUGCCUCUGGUGAAGGCACUGGUUUGGCCAAUGUUAAUUCUUUGGAAGCUGUUGCUGGCAAAUGCAAUGUUGUUUGCAUUUCAGAGGACAACAGAAAUCCGCAACCCUCAGAUGAAGAAGUUAAAGCGGCUGACUAUGUUUUCUACCGUGUUUUUGAUGUUGGAAAUUGUACAAUUUUGGACAAGAUGUAUGACAAAAUUGGUGGGCUGGAUGUCAAAUAUGUUUUUAACAGGCAAGAGAGUCAAAAGGGCAGUCAUGUCCUCAAACUUGCUUCUGACCAGAAAGAUGACAAAACUGCCAUGGAAAAUCAAGCUAAUGGGGAGUCCGAUGGGCUAAAGCCUCAGAAUUCUCCUGGAACUGCCAAAGCGAGUAAUUUAAUUGGAAAAAGUGAUGUACAAAGUUCUUUGGUUAGACAGGAUGUCUUACAAAGAGAUACUAAUGUUUUACGUGUCAAUCAGGCAACAGCUAAGAAAGGGAAUUCUAUCCCUGGUGAGAAAAACUCACAUGAUUUAGGAGUUGCCAAACCUGCUGGAAAAUCAGGCCAUUUAGCGGGAAGAAGUGAUGUAGAUGCACAAAGUUCACCAAUUAGAGGGGAUGCCUUACAUGGAGAUGCAAAUGAUUCUCACAUUGAGCUGCAACCAACAAUGAAAGGAAAUCCCGCUCCGGUGCUGACUGUUAACAGAAACACAGACACUACAGUUGUUCACAUGCAGAAUACUAUAAGUGAAGAAAAUGCACGUUUCAUAGAUAAGAAUGACAAGGAUGAUGGAAAAGUUAAUAAGCCUCCAGUAAAACUCGUAGAAGCUGGUGAAAGAGGAAAACCUCCAAAGAAUCUCGGCAUUCUGGAUGGUAUGCCUUCAAAACGAAUAAAAGUAAAUGGUUCUGAGACAAUAUCAGACGACAAGGGUGGGAACAGUGUACAGAACUCCAGUGUUUGCAGAAAUGACAAAAAGAUUAUGGGAUCAAGUGAUGCUCCUUCUGAUGAAAGAAAGAAAUCUGAUAGUAAGCUUUCUGGUGGACUGGACAAGAACGUGAAGAUCCGAAAAGAUGGUGCUGCCUUGGAUAUCAGACCUCCGAAGAAAACAAAUAUCGACUCUCAUAAAGUAAAACAAGAUAGUGAUAAAAACAUCUCAAUAAGUAAACGUGUCGAUAGUAUAGACAAGUUGCCUAAACUAUCUGCUGGAACAUCCGCGAAGGAAGUUGAGAGAACGGAAGGCAAGAGCUUCGAAGUCAAUCGGAGACCCGUUGUAGGGUCGAGCACGUGGUUUAAGGCACCUGCCUGGGAGGAGGUGAUGCAAACAUCAAAUGAGCAAGGGACACUUGUCUUGCUAGAAAAUUUGAAUCCUGAAUAUACAUCAGGAGAGGUGGAGGAUAUUAUCUGGCAUGCAUGCAGGGAAAACAGCACAGCCAAAAUGGUUCAGCGCACUGCUUUCUCUAGCCCGUACUCUGGUAGAGCGUUAGUUGCUUUCCGAACAAAGGAAGCUGCAGAAAGGGUCAGUAAAAAGUUGGAUGAUGGAUGCUUAAUGGUUUCAAAUAAGAGGCCGCUCGUUGCUAGCUUUGUAACCCUUCCGGAAUUGGAAGGAAACUCUCCAUUUGCUGGGCAUCUAUGUGUCGACAAGCUAAGACUCCAAGCGCUGCGGGAAAUGAAAGAAGCAGUUUCCACUUCUCAUUGUUCUCAGCCCAACACCAUAGAGCAUGAAAUGGGCAUUGAGUGGCGCUUACUGCAAUCAAGAUCUGACAGUUGGUGGAAUCGGCUAUAUAAGCAACAAAAUGAGGACCUAAGAAAAACUGUGUCAGAGCUCAAGAGAAAAUGAGAAGCUACAGCUUUGUGCAUAGUGUACUUGUGAUUUCUGUCUUUUUGGAGAUGACUUCUUUUGGUAAUGGUGUUAGAUUUUUGCUCGAGCGACACAUCUAUGGGUUUGGAUACAUGACUAGUAGACUCUCUUUCCUCCGGGAAUCGUGGCAACUCUUAGAUGUACAUAUAUAUAACAUUCACAUAUUUCUGCGUCUUUCCUUUGCAGAUCAUAUUCUGUAAUUGAUAAAGUUGUAAGAGCUGAGCCCCAUUUUCUUUCUGCGAUUUGUAUAACCUAAUCCUUUACCUUGCUGGGGUUUGGGGGUGGGGACUAAUUUUAAAGGCGCAAAGUUUACCUUGCAGCGAAAUGCGUAUGCCUAUCUGAAAUUUUGGUCCUUGAAUUGCCUGGGCAUAGUGUUCUGUUCAGAAUCUGUUUUCGAAUAGUAAUAGAAUUUCUUGAUACUGAAUUUGGAUUAGCAAGAAUCAAGCAUGUUCCAAUUGAACAAGCAUUUGAUUCAUUUGUUUAACGAUUAUCUUAGCGAUAUUUAGUUUGAACAUGUAUUUUGCAUGGGGAAGUGGAACAAUUAGACUUGCUUCUCCUUUUUUGGCCAAAUUACGAUUUUUGUUCAUAUGUAAUUGCGUGCCUGUGUACUAAAAAAUAAAUGAAAAGAUGAUUUUUCUUGA